CUGGACUCGUACGUGCAAAGCAUCGUCUUCCAGUCCGGAAUUGACAACGAGAGGCGGCCCAUAGUCGUCCUAUCGAGCCCAGCCCUACCCGACCCCAAGGAAGUCAACUACGAUGACCUUCUCACGAGGAUCAUGGAUCAGAUGGAGCUCUUUGUGCAGAAUGAAUACACAGUCGUCUUCUUCGCUGGCGGCUCAUCGCACCGCCCUCCGUGGGCAUGGCUAUGGUCGGCCUAUCGUCGCCUCUCUCGACCCUUUCGCAAGAAUUGCAGGAGACUCUUUAUUUGCCACCCGACCUUCUUCACACGAUCCCUCGUCAGAAUCGUCUCCACUGGCUCGGCGGUCCUGUCGCCCAAAUUUGCAAAGAAGAUUACGCAGGUCAACUCUCUGAGCGAAUUGGCAGAGAAGAUCGAUCUGACGCAGAUUGACAUACCUCCGGAUGUGCUCAAGUGGAACAUGCACUACGAGAAGGAAGUCAAGAUCCCUGCUACCCUGAUCGAGGAGAAGACCGGUUUCCUGGACGCCACCGGAGAGCUCGUGAGUACAUCCAGCAAGCUUUUUGGCGUGCCGCUCGACGCUCUCAUGGGCGAGAAGGGCGAGAAGGGUGGUAUCCCACGAGUUGUCAAGGACUGUGUCGAAGAGCUACAACCCUCUCCUCCCAUCUCCAAUCUCGAUACCGAAGGUCUCUUUCGCAAGUCGGGCUCGACUGCUCUGCUCCAAGCCGCGCAACAGGCGUACGAUCGUGGCAGUCCCGUCUCACUCAAGCAGUACGACGACGCGCACAUCCCUGCUGGUCUACUCAAGCUUUAUUUCCGCAGUCUACCGGAUCCCAUCUUCUCGCUCUCUAUGUAUCCACUGAUCCGCAAGUGUCCCCACGUCGAAGAAGGCGACGAGGACUCAGUGCGCGAUGCGAUCAUCUACCUGCAAGACGUCAUCCUCCCGGCCAUCCUCCCUCAAAGCAAGCUCAUCCUACUGUCCUACGUUCUCGAAGUGCUUCACAAGGUCUCGAGGCGGAGCGAGAGGAACAAGAUGGACGCUACGAACCUGGCGACUGUGUGGGGGCCCAAUCUUGUCAGGAGUAGUGACCCACUCAAGGAUAUGGCCAUGUGCGCUGUAGCCGGAGCGCCGAAGAUGAGCACCUCUAUGCCCCAUGCGGGCAGCACAGGGAAGCUAGCGGGCAGUGAUCUGCCUCCAACGACGCUCGGUACGCUCCUGAAGCUAUGUAUCGAUCGCUAUUAUGAGAUCUUCGAG
Messenger RNA from Microstroma glucosiphilum, 1248 nucleotides. RefSeq names its product RhoGAP-domain-containing protein. The record is from RefSeq and is a predicted model, not a curated record. The transcript has 2 exons. Gene Ontology annotation, cellular component: cytoplasm. The annotation marks the transcript as partial. Gene Ontology annotation, molecular function: GTPase activator activity. Gene Ontology annotation, biological process: small GTPase-mediated signal transduction. Lineage: Eukaryota; Fungi; Basidiomycota; Exobasidiomycetes; Microstromatales; Microstromataceae.